AUGGCCUCACCAAUGCCCAAUCCUAUUCAAGGCGGCUGGAAUCACAACGGUCAGACGAUGCAACAGAACGUGGAAACAAAUGAAGCAGGCGUCCAAGUGAGGCCUAUGGGCCUCAAGGUACAUUAUACAUUUGACAAGGAGGCCAAAAUCAAUUGCCUUGCUCGUUCAACACAAACCCUCUUCGUUCAAACGAUUCCCCUCGAUGAACAAAACUCCAUUGGCAUUGUCGACUUGAGAGCGUGUCUACAGGCAAUCACCGAAUGCAGCCCAGAACUCGGGAACCAAGAUACUGAGGGCGACUACACCAUUUACGCACUCGAUUAUUCAGAACCAGACACCCCCUUGGUUGGACAAGGCAUGCUAUCAUGGGCACUCGACUCAAUGCGUGGUGGUGAAUGGCUGUCUCAGUCGCCCAAAAUGGUAACUGGGCGUGUUACCAAGAACUUGCUUGCCGUAUUUGGAGGAGGAAACCGCGAGACAAUCGAAGUCAAGCUCAAGUUCACAGUCGGUUCCAGGCUUCAAAGGCGAGAACCAAAUGUUGACAUGCCACCCAUGGAGAUACCGCCUCACCCUAUGCAACCCACGCCUUUACAACCCGCUCCACUGCAGCCUGCCUCUAUGCCACCCUCCCGCUCUGCUGAAAUGGCCGUGGCUUCUGGUGCCGCUGAAUGGAGCUCUUUCAUCCAGGCCAACCCUCAUAUCGGACACACAGCACAUGUGUCUCGAGUGGCAUCACCUGCGCUUUCUCAAGGCGCACCACCUGUUUCAAUUGAACGACGAGACUCGAUUGAUCCCGCGAUUAGCCAAGCCAAUUCAGGAUCGGAUGUUCAGCGCAUAGCACCCAUGCCCGUCCCUCCAUCAACUACCGCUGCUUCUACGUCAAGACCUUCUAGCAGAAGCUCCCGCAACAGGAAGCCACCGACAGGGCGGCCUCGCGGUAGGCCGCGAAAGAAGCCUGCCGAAGGAAACACCUCAGGGUAUGAAGACGGCACCGAGGGCGAGGAUGGCGGCUCAGUGCCAGUCAAGAAAAGAGCCAAACCCAUGAAGGUCGAAAAGGCUACUCCUAACCCCUUCACUUCAGGUCCAGAAUCUCUACGUGUCACUGCUAGUACCGCUGGUUCUCUUCGAAAUUUCCGUCCUGUUAAUGCAAACAAUGAGGCAGUCGCUGGGAAUCAUCUACAGGAGGUUCCUCGGGCACCUACUCCCGUUCCUGAGGGAGGACCCCUGAACGGCCCUGCCCAGCCUGGCCCCAAAGGUGUCAAGCCUCGGAGUCAAUCCUCGAUGCGCAAGGAGCUGGGUGCUACUCUGAGCAACCAAAUACCCCCGAGACCCCUUCGCGCCUUGUCCCCGAGUCAAGAGGAUGGCCGUUCUCCAGAAUCGCCUGUCGAAACUCCUGCCUUUUCAGAGGAUAGCCCGCAGGACAUACGGUCAUCCCCCCCUCUGCCACGAACAGAAUCUUUCAUGCGGUCAAGUCCUCCUCCUUCCAGUCCUGUUUUGCCACCCAUGCCGUCCCUACCAAGACAAAUAUCGAGCUUUGCAGAGAAUGAAACAGACGACUUGUUGGAUGAACCUGUCUUACCAACAGCCAAAGAGGGCCAGACUUAUAGCCAGCCUAGGACGCAGAAAGUAAUGGAAGACGUGGAUAAUACCGGAAUUCCAACCCAAGUGUUCAGAAUCGAAGACGGGCCAGAAGGCCAAGGGCUCGUUCAUAUCCAGAACUUCAACACCCCUUACCCAACCUCAACUCCUGCUGGUCCCCCUCCAUCAGAACCCGUUACCGCGAAGAAAGUUGCCAUCCCUCGACUAGUUCGAAAUUCUUCUCAGAAACGACCAGCAAGCUCAAAACAACAACCACGAGGCUAUGCACCAACACCUCCUCCUACGACAGAUGCUCCAGAAAAGGAUAGCCCAGUCCCUACCACUGCACCCUCGCUGCCAGAUUCUACUCAAGCGCAGGGCAACCAAGCUAUAGAGGCAAUGGAAGAAGAUGCCCUCUUUGAAUUAGUGCGCGCAGUCUCUAGUUCUUCUGAGCCUAAUACUUCAAUUUCAACUAACCAAUCUACUGAAGGAUCUUUACCUACUUCAAAAUCAAGUACUCGUGCCAUCGCACCAAAGCCCCGCCCCUCGCGACCACUCGGCAGAUCACAGUCCGCAGGACUUCUAGCUUUGCCAUCUGUACCGGCAAGCGAGCCUGCUGGGCCAUCUUCUCUAUCACAGUCUGUCCUUGCGGAACCGCCCCGCCCUUCCACAGACACCACAACUUGUCUUCGUCGUUCCAAAUCGGUCAGCGUCCCCAAACCGAUUGCUGCCAGUGACCCUUUGGGACCGCCUGAGACAUAUUUGAUUACAAACACUCUACCUACACUGUCAGAGGCAAUCUUUCCGCAGAGCGACUUUCCUCCUAUGCCCUCGUCCCCGCCCUAUAAGUCCAACAAGAACCAAAUCAAGAAGGACUCCAUUAAACAGAGGCUAGAAUCUGCAAUCGCAGCUGGCGAGAUGCCUCCGUUCUGCACUAAUUGCGGUGCCAUUGAGACCCCAACCUGGCGCAAGAUUUGGGUUCAGGAACAUGACGGAGCACCAGAAAGCGUGGAGUACUCAGAGAAGCCUGGCCGGGUUACUGCCAUUGAGAUUCUGAAACGGGAUAAGGACAAGAAUCCCCUGUCCCACCGCCUUAUCAAGAAAGCGCUUGGUUUUGGUGAUGACCGAAAUGACUGGUCAGAGAAACUGCUCUGUAAUCCCUGCGGUAUAUGGAUGUCUAAAUAUCACAACCACCGCCCACAGGACAAAUGGGAUAACGGGCUUCUGGGCCAGAGUCGAAAGAAGCGGGGAUCCGCUGGCCCUGAGUCGCAGGCAAAACGUGCCCGUACUAAGAGUUCUUCGGCGCCCCAUCCUCCUUCAGAAACCUUCCCAGCCACAGACUCCAUUGGACCGGUCGAGCGUUCAUCCCCUAAGCAGGCUAAUGUUAUCUCUAUGGGAUCACGAGUUAAUGAAGAUGCGGCCAUGCAGAAUGUAUUUCAUUUACUGGCGGCUGACGGGCGCCAUAAUAACAUGAGUCAGUCAGUCCCAGGCUCCUCCCAUUCCCGGGCUUCCAGAGGUACUGGGACUGCUGACAGUCCCAUCGAGAUGGACCUUGAUGACGAGUUGGGAAGCACUCGACGCCUGCUCUUCCCUUCACCCCGUAAGGGGGGUACACCGAAGACCUUGGGAGAGAUCGAUGCCAACGUGACUAAGACAGCAGACUGUCGGCAAAACAAGGAGAUCUGUGGAAAGGAGAAUGCAGUCUACGAUGCUCAGAGCGAAGAUCUCAUUAUGGAUGAUGACAUAGAGGCGUUGUUUAACAGCCCAGUUCGUCCUUCGACGCCGCCGCCCAAAUCCAAGGCCGAUGCUGACUCGGCUCUCUUCAAAACCCCGACACGCCCUACACCCAGCCAUCGACCUAUCACACGCAGUGUCUCGCGAUCUCUUCGAUCAGUGAGAGAUUUAUUGUCUCCUAGCCAACAGGCGCUUCUACAAAGAACGCCGACCAGAAGUCCUGCGAGCGUUAGGCGCAGCCCACGACUUAAUCUGGAGAGCAAGUUAGAGAGUGUCCUCGAUACUCCCCUGAGCCGAACCAUAACGCAGUUGCUCUCUGAGCCAAACUUUGACUUGGCGAGUAGCACUUUAGAUUUUUCCACGCUCCCAUUGCUAGAUACAGACCCUGCCAGUCUAGGUGACUUUGGCAGUUUUCUCAGCACCGACGGCAUUGCGCCAAGUUCAUCCCCCAAAGAUGGUAAUGUGAACUUCACCUACGGUGGUUCAGAUAAUGUCUGGGCUGAAUGGGGCGGUAUUGAACACAAAAGUACUGUCCAGGAGAAGGAGAAGUAA
Fusarium tjaetaba is the source of this 3864-nucleotide messenger RNA. RefSeq names its product CENP-A multicopy suppressor 2. The record is from RefSeq and is a predicted model, not a curated record. Lineage: Eukaryota; Fungi; Ascomycota; Sordariomycetes; Hypocreales; Nectriaceae. Gene Ontology annotation, molecular function: zinc ion binding. Gene Ontology annotation, biological process: regulation of transcription by RNA polymerase II; silent mating-type cassette heterochromatin formation; rDNA heterochromatin formation. The coding region runs from base 1 to 3864 and encodes 1287 amino acids. The transcript is spliced from 2 exons.